CGCAUUUCAUAGUUCUAUAAAUUGAUCCUACUCUUGAAAGUAUGCUAUAGACAAAUCUUACGAUGUCUAUUCUUAGCAACACGUAAUUGAAUUUCUCAUCUCUUAAAUAAUGAUUUUUAUAACUUCACUAAUAACUUCCACUGCUUUCCGCUCUCAUAAUUUAAUUGAAGCAUUUCUGAUUGCAUUUGGUUAUUCAAUACAUUAAUUUGAUUUCACACUAAAAAGUCGACAUAAAAACCCUAUUGCCAGUUGAUUACCAUUACAAGCGCUUUAGUAUCAAUUACGAAUGGGCGCUACCCGAAACUAUAAAUGCAAAUUAAAUUUUAAACAUCAAGCCACAACUUGGCAGCUUUGCACCACCCAUAACCACUAAAAACAAAAGCUAACGGCCGUGCCAACAAAACAUUAAUGGAGCCCCCAGAAAUCAAGUACUUCCUCGAGAGAUCGAGUGCAUGUGUGUGUAUGUAUGUAUGAUGAUAUUCAAAAUCGCCAAAAUACGUAUUAUAAUAUUAUAAUCACAUGUUGAACACCCGUUAAACUCAAAAAGCCACAGCAAAACUUUCCGCACUACUAAAAUUUAUGCACCGCUGACGUUGAUCCAUCUGGACACCGACACUUUGGGGGCAAGUAUAAAACACAUGGCGCCAAUGAGAAAGACGUUUAAUGCAGUUUUAGCAGCACAAGGGAGAUGUACACAAAGGAAUUCAGAUGCCUGCUCUGUCAGUUGCUCCUAGCGCUGCUCUUCGCCGAUGCCAUGGGAAGGCUGAACAAGCGUAAUGGAUUUUAUUACAGGCAACAGCAGCAGCAACAGCAUCAGCAGCAGCAUCCACAACAGCAUACGCAAGCGCCUCCACUGCAGUUACAUCAACAUGGCAACUUCUUUGAUCCCUCGUAUCCAGCUUAUGAGGAACCGGAGCAGCAACAUCAAUCUCACAGCAGCAGCAGCGGAGACCGCAACAGCAAUUCGAAAGCUCAGCACAAUCAACACAGCAGCCCCAGUGGAGAAGGAGGCAAGACUGGAUAUAGCAUAGGCAGCGGAUUACGUUCCAUUGCACAAGGAUCUGCAGAUCAGGCUUACAGCGCAGUGGCCAAUCAACAUGCUGCUGCCAAGCAGGCUGCCUUCAUAGCCAAGAACACACUCGCCCAAGCUGCAUCACAGGCAGCAGCAACGGCUCAAGCAGCGUUGGCUGGCAAGCAAGUGAUUCUACAGGAAUUGGAGCAACAGGCAGCCGAAGCACAACGUGCUCUCUCUCGCGAAUUGGAGCAACUGAAGGCAGCCAAGCUGUCUGCGAAGCUUGCACAGCAAACCGCCCAGGCAGCACAUCAUCAUAUCUCAGUAUUAACUGCAGCUGUCAACAAUGCCAAAUCUGUUGCCGAGCAGGCGGAACAAACCUCCAGUGAGGUGUCGAACCAACUGGCAUCCCAGGCCACAAUGGUUGGUCAGGCGAAAAAUCGCGUAGAGCAGGUGGAAGAGCAGCUGCAGCAGGCGAGAGUUGACUUUGCGGCGACCAAGGAGUCGGCCAUUAAGGCAGCAUCCUCUGCAGCUGCUGCUCAAGUGAAUGCCUCAAAGGCCGCAGCACAUGCUACAAUUGGUCUGCAUGAGAGUGCAAAUCAGCAGGAUCAUCAUAAUCAUGAGGAGGAACUGGAAUCAUACGAUGAGCCCAUAGACACAAGUGGUUCGGGUCACUCUGAGAACGAUGCCCUCGAGGAGCAUCCCCACAAUGGCUAGUCCAUAAAUAUUUAUGUAAAUUUUAGGGAUUUUAAUGCCAAAAACACAACUCUAUUGCAUAAGUAAAUUAUGUAUGCACAAUAAGAGAGUCUUAAAUGUAAAAAGUGUAACGAAAAUAAAUUAAACUUACCAUUAAGUUCCAAAGGUGAAACUGAAUUAAAACGGUUAUAUUCCAAUUACGAUUUCAGCAAACUCAAAAACAUGCAACACACAAAUAUUAA
Drosophila sulfurigaster albostrigata is the source of this 1950-nucleotide messenger RNA. RefSeq names its product dendritic arbor reduction protein 1. The record is from RefSeq and is a predicted model, not a curated record. The transcript is spliced from 2 exons. NCBI's taxonomy places the organism in Eukaryota, Metazoa, Arthropoda, Insecta, Diptera, Drosophilidae. The coding region runs from base 689 to 1729 and encodes 346 amino acids.